CUCGUACAAAGAGCGCAGAGCCGCGCAGCAUCGCCAACGAGCGCCGGAGCUCUUCGUCGAUAGAGCUCUCGACCAUGUCCGCAGUUCUCUUUCUCCACCAAAGCCUCAUCCUCCCUCGCAUCACUCGCGCCCUCAAACCCUCCUCCUUCUCCUCCUGCUUCUCCCUCCCUCUUCUCCGCCCCAUCUCCCAUCCUUUCUCCUCUCUCGCCGCCUCCCGUGCCUCCUCCAUCCCCACACACGAUGACGUUGAUGGUGCUGCGCCGAUUGCAGUGACUGAGCGAACGAUGAUUGACGUGAACCCCCCUCGUGGCACGAGGGACUUCCUCCCCGAGGACAUGAGACUUCGCAACUGGCUCUUCCAGCAGUUCAGGGAGGUUUCUCGAUUGCUCUCGUUUGAAGAGGUUGACUUCCCUGUCCUUGAAUCAGAGGCAUUGUACAUUAGAAAAGCAGGGGAGGAGAUCACUCAGCAGUUGUACAAUUUUGAGGAUAAGGGUGGUCGUCGUGUUGUGUUGAGGCCUGAAAUCACUCCUUCGCUGGCUAGGCUUGUAAUCAAGCAAGGGAAAUCUGUCUCCCUGCCGUUGAAAUGGUUUACUAUAGGACAGUGUUGGAGGUAUGAACGGAUGACAAGGGGAAGGCGUCGAGAGCAUUACCAAUGGAACAUGGAUAUAAUUGGUGUUUCUAGAGUUCGGGCUGAAGCUGAGCUCAUUCAUGCUCUUGUCAUUUUAUUUGAAAGACUUGGGAUCACAUCCGCAGACGUGGGGAUCAGGAUUUCUAGCCGAAAGGUUUUGCAGGCAGUGCUGCAAACAUAUUCCAUUCCCGAACAUUUAUUUACUGAAGUUUUUGUCAUUGUUGACAAACUCGGAAAAAUUUCUAGAGAAGAGAUUGAGAAAGAAUUGGUAUCAGUUGGUGUAUCAUUAGAUGCUGUCAAGGGUCUGGUUGAAGUCUUGUCAUUCAAGUCAUUGACUAGAUUGGAAGAUGUUCUAGGACCUAAUGCCGAAGCUGUUGCGGACUUGAAACAACUUUUCUCACUUGCCGAAAACUAUGGAUAUUCUCAGUGGAUCCAAUUUGAUGCAUCUGUAGUUCGUGGGCUUGCCUACUACACAGGAAUUGUCUUUGAGGCAUUUGAUAAAGAAGGAAUAUUACGGGCGAUCUGUGGGGGUGGAAGAUAUGAUAGAUUGCUCUCUACAUUUGGCACUGAUGACAUCCCUGCUUGCGGCUUUGGAUUUGGAGAUGCUGUCAUAGUGGAGCUACUAAAGGAGAAAGGGCUUGUUCCAGACCUAAUUCGCCAGGUAGAUGACAUUGUAUUUCCACUUGAUGCGGAACUUGAGGGACCUGCAUCCAAGAUUGUGGCCUCCCUUAGGCAAAAAGGAAGAAGCGUUGAUCUUGUUGAAGACAAGCGCCUCAAGUGGGUGUUCAAGCAUGCAGAACGGGUCAAUGCAGGCAGGCUUAUCUUGGUGGGGAACUCUGAGUGGCAACGAGGUAUGGUUCGUGUAAAGAUCCUAUCUACCAGAGAGGAAAAUGAAAUUAGAAUUGAUGAACUAGACUGAUUCUCAUUCCUUUUUUCCCCCUUCUAUCUAUAGAUCUCUUUUUAAUUCCUUAUCUUACCAAUUGUUUUAAUUGUAAUUUUCAAGUGAAGCUAAUUAUUUAGCUUGGUUUGCUAUAUAUCCAAUUUACUGUUUUAAAAUUGAGUUCUCCACUGGAAGAUUUAUCCUUUUAUAUUGAAAUAUCAGAAUGAAGUUAUUAUCUUUCUCUAUUGCA
Dioscorea cayenensis subsp. rotundata (Guinea yam) is the source of this 1758-nucleotide messenger RNA. RefSeq names its product histidine--tRNA ligase, chloroplastic/mitochondrial-like. The transcript has 11 exons. The record is from RefSeq and is a predicted model, not a curated record. NCBI's taxonomy places the organism in Eukaryota, Viridiplantae, Streptophyta, Magnoliopsida, Dioscoreales, Dioscoreaceae. Gene Ontology annotation, biological process: histidyl-tRNA aminoacylation. Gene Ontology annotation, molecular function: ATP binding; histidine-tRNA ligase activity. Bases 75 to 1547 code for a protein of 490 amino acids. Gene Ontology annotation, cellular component: cytoplasm.